GCAGGCCUUGCUUAACCACUUUUUAAGUAAGCCUGAUAAAUAAGGGGAACAAUACUAGUUAGCUGCAACGAUAAUCAUGUCGAAUACCAGUCGUCGCGAUAUUUGGGUGCCCAGUCCCGCCAUUAUACUGCAUCAGAUGCAAUCCAACGAGGAUGUGUCCGAUGAAUCAACUCUGGAAUACCAUGAGGAAUCCAACCAGGCGUGGCGCGAACAGUAUAUGGCCAAAAACGUGGCCAGAAUGGGAGUCGGUUUCGAGUUCGUGAACUCAACCUCUCGCUACAUGAGCUCCUUGAGCAGCACCCAGGAUGACGAUACAGAGAACCACGUGAUUGGAUACUCCUGCCUGUCCUACCGCUGCCGCAUCUGAGCUCCAAUGAAUCCGGACUGGAGGCGCGAUGCCCUUAAUUGUGGUAUUUUAUAGUAUAAAAUUAAGUUGCAUUUCAUCUUGUUUUGUUUGCUAUCACGAAUCGAAAGACCUUCGUCUAGGCUCUCUGAACCUGAACUAACAAUAUGUUUGUGGUAUCAAUCUUUUGGAUUAUUGUUCGGGCUUUGAAAACCUUUUUCGGACCAACGACAAUUGAUUGUCGGUUGAUUUGCAAGUGAGGGUUCGCAGAUGCUUAGUUUAGCGCCGGGUUCAAGUUCAAUGUAAAGCAAACAAGUUUUUGCCAAUUGCUCGUUAGUUCGUUUUUGCUGAAGGACAAUCUAGCUGGCGAACUUUUGGCCAUAUAAAGCCGUAGACAUAGUUUGAAAUCAGCAUCAGUCACUCGUCGACUUCAAACCUCCUCAAACCAAAUCAACAUGUUCCGCUUCAUUGCUAUCUGUGCCCUGGCCACCAUUGUCGCCGCUGCACCGGGAUUCAUUGAGGAGCACCCCGUGGCCGUCGCCCCAGUUGUGGCCAAAGUAGGUGCCGUGGUGCACAGUGCCCCACUGGCCACCUCCCACCAGAGCUUCACCCAGUACCACAACCAGGCGGUGCUCACUCCCGUGGUGAAGCAUGUGGUGCCAGCUGUUCCCGUGAUUAAGACUGUGGCUCCAGUGGUUCCUGUGGUCAAGCAUGUGGCUCCCAUCGUGCCCGUGGUCAAGCAAGUGGCUCCCAUCGUGCCCGUGGUCAAGCACGUGGCUCCAGUGGUUCCCGUCAUCAAGACUGUGCCCGUGGUGCACCACCAGACCUACGUCGCACCCGCUGUCCACCAUGUGGCCGCCGUGCCCGUGGUGAAGGCUCUACCCCAUGCCGUCUCCCACCAGAGCCACACCCAGGUGCACCACCAGAAGACCAUCAUCACCCCGGUGGUUGCUCCUGUGGUCAAGACUGUCGCCGUCGCCGCUGCUCCAGUGGCCCAUGUCUACCAUCAUUAGGAAACCUUUUGCUUGAACGGAUUGUUAUGAUUGCUUCUUUGAAUAAAUUUAUUUGUUGAUCGU
This is a messenger RNA of Drosophila melanogaster (fruit fly), 1419 nucleotides long. RefSeq lists its product as uncharacterized. The transcript has 3 exons. NCBI's taxonomy places the organism in Eukaryota, Metazoa, Arthropoda, Insecta, Diptera, Drosophilidae. Bases 799 to 1356 code for a protein of 185 amino acids. The record is from RefSeq and is marked reviewed.